Messenger RNA from Diaporthe citri, 1008 nucleotides. RefSeq lists its product as uncharacterized. Gene Ontology annotation, molecular function: alpha-L-fucosidase activity. Gene Ontology annotation, biological process: carbohydrate metabolic process. The transcript is spliced from 4 exons. Lineage: Eukaryota; Fungi; Ascomycota; Sordariomycetes; Diaporthales; Diaporthaceae. The coding region runs from base 1 to 1008 and encodes 335 amino acids. The record is from RefSeq and is a predicted model, not a curated record.
AUGCGGAUGACAAGAGCGGACCUGGACAGCGCCCACACGUUCAAGAAGUCCUUGACGCAAUACAUUCAAUGUGCCACAGACCUCGGGAUGACACACUACUAUCCCUACUUUGGCGAUAUCAUGAUGUGGCAGAAUAGACGCCUCUUCGUCCUGCGUACCGAGCCCUCGAACAACGGCCAGAUGUACUCCCUUCUCCCGGAAGACUGCGAAUCAGAGUUUCCCGCGAACUAUAUCGUCCAAAAUCUGGUCGAAGGUAAUCCACUCAAGAGCCCCUGCCGACAGGCCGAGUACCUGAGGCGCGAGGGCUACGAGACCAGCGAGCAGGUUUGGGUAGAGAAUUUCGAAAAGAUCAAGCGCUUGUUGGGAAUGGCACAGAGGGAAGAGCUGCCCCCGGAGCUCCCGUCAUUCACGCUUAAAGUCGGCUCGCUCGGCCAGAUCCUCGAGUGGCGGCGCGAGUACGAGGAGGCGGCGGUCGGGCAGAAGCACCUCUCACCGCUGGUCCUCCUCAACCGGCGCGUGUCGGCCGGGUCCGGGUCCACGGGGCUGUCGCGGACGUGGCUGAUAAACUCGUUCGCGCGGGUCUUUGACGGCGACAGCGCCUGGGACCCGCUGAUGAAGUGGUUCCAGAAGUUCCCCACGCCUUAUAAUCUGUACAACACGGACGCUGGAUCGCCAAAGUACGUCUUCCAGAUCGACCGGAACUUUGGAUUUGUCAGCGGCGUCACCGAAAUGCUGCUGCAGAGUCAUGCUGAUGUUGCGCAUUUGCUGCCGGCCCUGCCCUCGGCGGUGCCCACUGGGUCUGUGGAAGGGCUCGUCGCUCGUGGGAACUUUGUCGUUGAUGUUGCGUGGGACCAAGGGGCCUUGACCAGCGCGAACAUCACUUGCAAAGCUGGUGCUGAGCUUGCGAUCCGAUACAUGAAUGGGUCGCAAAUCGCCGUGGAUGGUGAGGCGUAUACUGGCCCGCUAGGGACAACGACUGGCACCACCUAUGUUGUGACUCCCAGUUGA